AUCAUCAUUUAUGUUCUAGCAAUUGACGAUUCGAGUGCACCUUUCGUGAUUCUCAUUAUCAUUUUUUUCUUCUUCUUCUUUUUGUAUCCGGUGUUUGAAGAAAAGUAAAAUUCAAUAUAAACGAUUAGCAACAUCCAAUUCUAUUAUCAUCAUGCGUAUACCAAGCUUAGGAUCCACUCAUAAUUGCCUAAAUGAUCCGAUUGGAUCUCGUUCAUCAACAUCAUCACAUUCACCAUCAUCAUCAGCAUCAUCAUCAUCAUCAUUGUCCUUAUCACCAUUAUCAUCUACCUCAUUAUUAUGUCGAUUGAUACCAUCAUCAUCGAAUACACAUUAUAAUUCGAUGGGACAUAAUGUUGUUGGAAUGAAUGGUGGUGAUAAUGAAUCCAUACAAGUCGUAUUUUCGGCCCAAUCUCGUGAUGCUAUCAUCUAUGUAACGGUCGUAUUGGUCAUCUAUAUAAUCAUAUUUGUUGUAUUGGUAGUAACAUCAUAUCGUAAAAGUAGUGCAUUACGUGAAACUUUAAAUCGUCAUCUACGUUCACAAUAUGCAACUGGACCAUUCGGUACACCAACAAUAUUGGAAACAGAUUCAAAUGGCGAUCAAGUACACUGUGAUACAGUUGAUGAGCUACAUGAAGGUUCUAUUCAACUUUAGCAAAUAAUUAAACAAAAACAAAAGCAAAAUGUACUUGUAUUAAACAUCAUAUAACGCUAAUCACAUCAUCAUUUGUUAUCAUUACAAAAAAUUAUUCCAUAAUCAAGAAUUUUUUCUUCUCUUACUCUUUCUUCAUCUGAACUAUCAAUCAUACAAAUAUCCACAUCCACACACUUAUGAUUAUCACAAAAAAAAAAUUCAAUUCAAA
Messenger RNA from Dermatophagoides pteronyssinus (European house dust mite), 860 nucleotides. RefSeq lists its product as uncharacterized. The record is from RefSeq and is a predicted model, not a curated record. Lineage: Eukaryota; Metazoa; Arthropoda; Arachnida; Sarcoptiformes; Pyroglyphidae.